Cercospora beticola is the source of this 798-nucleotide messenger RNA. RefSeq lists its product as uncharacterized. Lineage: Eukaryota; Fungi; Ascomycota; Dothideomycetes; Mycosphaerellales; Mycosphaerellaceae. The record is from RefSeq and is a predicted model, not a curated record.
AUGAAUAUGGCUUCCUUCAUCGGCAAAACAUUCGCCUUUUCCAAGGGCUACGCAGCACUCGAGCACGACGAUAAUGAGAAGUAUCAGGACAUUUCUCCGGAGGAUAUUGGGCUAGAAAGCGAAGCACCACGAACCAGACUGGCAAGACUGGGUGGGAUUGCAAAGACUGUCUUUCGCAGUCCAGCUGGCAGGAUCGUUACACUUCUCGCUCUAUUAACACUUAGCGCGCCGAUCCUCUUCAAAGCUAUAGCAGCACGAUCGCAGAGGCCUCUGAACAAAUGUUAUUGCGGUACCACCAUCGCCGAGGCUGAAAGCUUGGGGUGCAAAUUCGAUCCCAUGUCACCGGCGUGGCUGCCAGCGGAAUGUCGCGAUGCAGAGCUUUCGGACGCAUUCGAGCAGGCUGCGACAAAUCUUCAAGCUGGAGGGGCCUGGCGAUACUUCUCUGAUGUAAAUAUGACCCAACCUAUUAGCAAGGAAGAAGUAGGAGCAAUGGCCGACACGGGCGACUUCUUCUUUGCCGACCAGCAUUGGCAUAGCAUGCACUGCAUGUUUAUGUGGCAGAAGCGUGAGCUGGCGUUAUUGGGCAAGGUCAUCUUGGAGGAGAGAUACGAUGUUCCGCUUCACGCUGAGCAUUGCACCCGUGUAUUGACCAGCAAAUCCAAGGGGGCGUUCAGUAGAGUCUUGCUCGGCGGCUCGAUGGACAUCCUGGACGAGGUGCUGGCGCGGCUCAUAUCGCAAGCGAAGGACGAUGAUAUCGAGAUACCAGAAGCGGAGGACAAUGAGUUCAAUGAGUGGUAG